AUGAAUGUGAAUUCACCAAGUAGUGAUGUUCAACAAACUCAACAGAAGCGUAAGAACCAAGAGGAGGGAAAACACGAGCUGAGCAGUGGCUCCUUCAGCGCACCCACAAAUGAUGGCGCGAUGAUAUCGCUAGCGCCGCUCGUCUCUGUGGCCCCUCACUCGGGGACAUUGGAUGCAUCCAGCAGCAGACGCCGCUCAUCCACAGCUCCUGUUGUUUUGCUAAGCACCGCCGAUGUGGACCCUGCAUCCUCGUCCCGCUCCACACAUAUCUUACGGAGGGAAUCCAGACGCGGCAGCCUUCGCAUCAGAGGUAGUGUCCCAGAGAGUCUUGACAGGGCAGUCGAUAUGGUUAGAACGUACCCGCUUAUGGUUGUCGAGGGUACCGCAUUUGAAAAUCAGUUUUUUCGAGGCGGCUCCGGGGAUUGUACGAUGUUGAAUUCCAUGGGAUCACUCACUUCGCUUUCAAAUGUAGAAGACGCUGAGACGUCUGUCUCUGGUUUGACGGAUGUGCUGGGUCACCUACGUUUGAACAGCAGUGUAGUUUCCUUUGCGUCGCGGCUAAAGCGGGCAUGUAUGUGGAGCGUGAUUAUCCUUGCCGUACGGGUGCAUUGCGCCUGGCGUGAGGCCUUUCGUCGGCAAGUUCUUCGUGCUGCGCUGGAACAGCUACUGUUGCCUAUAAUUUUGCAGAGGCGUGGAGAAAAUGGGGUGGCAAAGCGGAUUUUUCGUCGGCCGCACUGCAUUGGGCCGGAGCUCUUACGUGACGAUGAUGGCUUAAAUCCACAAGGGAAUUUUAUUUGGGAUAACUGCGAGUUUUUUCGUUCGCUGGGAAGCCAAAGUUUCUGUGAGGAGCUUACGAAGGUUGUUCUUCGUCACCGGCAUUUCAGUGGGAAUGCGAUUGUGUCCGUCGGCGCGCCCUCGCAGGACGCCAUGCACAUUCUUGUUUCCGGUAGGUGUGACGCCAUCACUCCUUCCAGCGAGGCGAAUAACAAGGUGCAGCGGUCAAGGCUGGCGGUGGGUGCUAGUUUCGGUGGCAUCUUCGGUGGAAGGGAGGUGUACACCAAAGUCUACAGAGCUAUCUCGCAAUGCGUUGUCUGGGUGAUUCCGCGUAACGACUUUGAGGUACUGUUUUCCAGGUAUGCUGACAACGCCAUGAAGGAGAUUUACCUCAACGCGCUGAAACGACACCACAUGGAGCGUUUGUUGCGUAGUUAUCCUCUGCCUCAGUGUAUGUCACGUGUACCAAUCUACCGCCAUAUCGAUCGGGAGAUUGAAGAUUACGCAAAGGAUUUCACACCGUUAGUGUUAACUAAGGGUGACGUUCUAUUUGAGCAAGGGGAGCCGCCUGGUGACGUCUACUGCCUUCUUGAGGGUGAGGUUCAACGGCAGCAGCUGGGGGCCGACAUGACGUACGAAGGUGGUACAUCACAGAUUCUGUCUCCACAUGAAUCAGACAACAAAUUCUCCCUCAGCACACGUUUUUUGCUCCUGGGUGAAGAGCCGCACAUUUUACCGGCGCCGCUGCGGUACAAAUGCUCAGUUUUUAGCCGUUUCGCCCUUUUUUUCAAGGUCAAAGGAGACCGCUUCGUGGAUGCCCUGUUGGACGACGCCAAACUCUUUCUUCGCAUCCGGGCAAAUCUGACGGCGCAGAUACGGUCCUCGAUGCGACUCUCCACAGAGGCCCUCGUCAGGGUCCCGCUGUUACGGGAAAUGUCGGGGUCUCACCUUCACAACAUUCUGAAUGCCGCUGAACCGCGUGUCGUGGAGCGGUACACCUCAAUAUGUGAACCCGCACAAGCCGUUCGGGAGAUUUAUCUGCUGACGGCCGGCGAAGUGCAGGACCCCCGGCAGUUCAACCGCGUAGCGACAUUGCCAAUGUCGCCCCCCGCCUCGGAAGAGGAGGAGGCCCCAGAAGACACACACCCAAAAGGCAAAAAAGAGAGGAACCCUAAACACAUCUUCACAGGACAAGAAAAAGGAGGGAAAAUGCCUACCUGUCCUCGUCCGCACGAAACCGUGGUGAUUGGGCGGAUUCCUUUCCGGGGGGACUCUGAAUUGACGCCCGUGAGCCUCGGCACCCCACAUUCUCAAUGGAGUUUCUUUCAGGGUAACAACCACGGUGACUUUACGAAUGGCAUUACUUACCCAGACGAACAGCAUGACCUUGCGCCGGCGCUGCCGCCGAACCCUGCAAAGAACUUUCUUUGCACUGUUGGUGGUGGAUGGGAAGGACUCCUUGUGGAGAAGUGGCCGAAUGGAUGGGAGACGAGCACUACUGUGGAGCUUUGGGCCAUUCCAGCCUUGACUAUACGGACCGAGUUUAACUCUUUACCAGAUUCUCUACAAAAGUCAAUUCUUUUGUGCGCCCGCACAAUGCAGAUGCAUGCCCUUGGUUUGUCGUCCAUUGUGGUGGCAAAGCUGCCGCCCAUGAGUGUCUUUGUGCCACCUGAAAAACGUGUCAAAAAAACCAGCCUGGUGCUUGAGAGGGGCCAAACGCAAGAAAAGAGUAUCACAACCCACAAACGGAAAUACGCUGCCAGUGGUCACUCAUAUGAACGCUCCACGCCAUCUGGGAGUAGGCGCGGACGUGUCACCGGUGAUCUCUCGAGAUCGCAUGCAAGUACACUAAGUGGGUCAUCGCCAAGCUUCUUGGAGAACGAGGACAUGGCCUUUUCCAGGAAAAUGACUUCACAGCGGCGUGCGCUACGGCCCAGUCCAUUAUCCCAAACUCCAUCAAAGAAAAGCCCAGUUUUCAGAAAGAAAGAAAAAAAUGUAAAAAUAGAGCCCAAAGACGCAGCUUCUAAUGUGGACUUGGUGCCCACGGAGGCGCCAAAACCUAAAGCGGGGCCACCACCACUCCUCUUUCUUCGAAAGCUUGCCUCCAAGCUGGUAGAGAAGCCGCCCAUAAUUACCCGUGAGAUGUGUGCAUUAUAUGCUGGGCAGGAACCGCAGAAGGGUAUUAUCCGACAACUGCAACCAAUAGCAAACAAAGUGGCAGGUGCAGCCAAUAACGCUGUGACAUUUGCCGACCAAAAACCCAGCUGGCCGGUGGCGUCGGGAGCGCAGAAGCAGUGGUUCCACGUGGUGCCAAGCUUUGCCCCUCUUCCAGGCACUGUCAACAAUCAUAACUACAUCGGUAGUACGCCUAGCCUCUUGCCGAACACAGCAUUGAUGGUGAGGCGCGAGAAAGGCUACGGUGACGUGUUAGUCUCCCAAGCAAACUACUUUGUAGAUCUCGCACAUGCCAGGCGUGAACAAGCGAUGAGGUCUGAAUUAGCAUCAGCGCCCUCUCCUGGUGAAGCAAAGGGUCUUCUUUUUUCAAUGAGAUCAGCUUCGCCGAAUGCGAUGGGCCGACCCGUUCCUGGGCGACACGCAUAUCGUUUGUGA
Molecule: messenger RNA, 3384 nt
Organism: Trypanosoma rangeli
Lineage: Eukaryota; Euglenozoa; Kinetoplastea; Trypanosomatida; Trypanosomatidae
Exons: 1
Coding region: 1-3384 (1127 amino acids)
Cellular component (GO): cytosol
Molecular function (GO): DNA-binding transcription factor activity
Source: RefSeq, a predicted model, not a curated record